CAGCUGUGAGCAUGGGUGAACUUACCUAGGGAGAGAGUGUGGAAACAGAAGAAGGUCAAGGGCCAAGCCUUGAAGAACCAUAUCAAGGAAUGGCCAGGUAGAGAAGAACCUGGGAAGAGGAAGGAGGGGCCUUGUUAGAAAAGAAAACAAAUAGAGCAUGGCAUUGCAGAAUUCUAAGGAAGAGAGGUUUAGGAAAGAGGGGCGAUCAAUAGAUUCAAAGGCUGCUGAAAGGUCAAGUAUUUUGAUGUACUUUGAGGGCUAAAAUCUCUCCAUUGAAUUUCACAGCACAGGCAUCUUUGGUGCCCUUUGUCUGAGCUGUUUUGGGAAUGAUAGAGGAGCCCAGCUGAAGAAGGAGUCUGAGGGGAAGAAAUGACGCAUGCUUUGUGUCUCGCUUUAACUGUUCAGGGGAGAAAUGGAGUAGGGUGGUCGCCAGAGGGCCCAGAGAGGGAGAGCCCUCUGCUCUAAGUGUAAGAUAAGAGAGAGGGGAUACGGGUAGAUAUACAUAGGUUUACAGAUAUGGCAAGGGAAUUUAAUGGACUUUCUGUCUUCUAUUUUCUCUGGGAAAUAGGAAGUGAGGCCGUCUACUGAGUGAGAGGAGGUUGGGGUAGUUGGGUGGUGGUUGGAAGUUUGAGGAAAGUGGAGAAAGUGCAAAGUAGUCACCAUAGAAAGUGGGAGAAUGGGUUAACUGGAGAGAGAUCCUCGUUGAGGUUGGUGGUCGUGAAUUGUCUCUUCUUACUUGACUGUGAUGCUUAUAAGGAGAGCCCAUGAGCAAGUGAAGCAGGAAGUUGAAUCCGUCCAGGUGCGACACCAGCUGUGUUCUCCGACGGAGUUUCCUGCCUGCUGCUGCUCUGCGUUAUUCUUCAGCCACGUCCUUAGGAACCUAUGCUUCCCUGUCCUCCCCGACUUGUCCUUACGAGUCUCCAGCGCUCCAAACCUGGCAGUGGCCACCAGUGAGGAGCCCGAUGUGCACAGCAGGUGUCAAAGCCAGUCUGGCAGCAACCUCGGAGAUGAAGGUCUGCAUCUGGGGCCUGUGGACACGUAUGUGCAUGUGGGUUUGAACCCCGCUGCCCUGUGGCCACGGGCUCCCAGCCCCGAGAACAUGACAACAGCUCAGAAUGGCCAUGGGCGACUUGCCGCAAUCCCAUGUUCUGUCUCGGAUCCCAAAGACUCCAAAAUGGUGACUUACCCAGCAUGUCAGAAUGGAGGAUGCAGCAGCAGCUACUGCGGGGAGGCGGAAGCCCAGGAGGCCAGACUCAGCCCGGCCAAGCUCAUGCGCCUCUUCUCCGUGAGCAGGAAGAGGACCAGCGACAACCCCGAGAGGCCCCGCUCCAUGGUCCUGAUGGGAAACUCCUCCACCUGGAAUGCUCUGGCCUCCUUUCGGAAAAUGGGAUCUUUCAAAAAAUUGAAGUCCUCCGUCCUUCAAGGAAUUCAGAACCGAGAGGGCUCAGAUGAGGCAAAGGAAGACGCCCCCGAACGUGACCCAGGGAAACCCAUCCCGAACGGCGCUGCAAUCGGAAUGCAAACCAGCGGGUGCCCCUCCUCGGGACCAGCAAGCGACGCCCCGAAGGCAGGGCCAGGGGGCGCGUCGGACUGCUCCGACCCUGAAGAGGCCGACGACGCCUUCCAGAGGAGCACCCAUCGGUCCCGCAGCAUCCGCCGCGCCUAUGGCCUGGGCCGCAUCAGCCUCCUGGAUUGCGAGAAGCUUCAAGGGACCCAGAACCACGUCCGGCCGCUGGCCCCUGUCACCCAGGAGCCCACCGUGUGUGAGAUCCUAGUGAAGGACUCUGAGAACAACAGCAUCAUCUACAGGAAAAGCAAGAGCACAGAUAACUUGAACUUUCUGAAGAAGAGCUCCUUCAAACGGAAGUCCACCUCAAAUCUCACGGACCUCAAGGGGGCGCACGAAAAGCCCGCGCCCCGGCGGACACUAAGCAGUUCAUCUGCCGACUCGGAAAAGUUCGGUGGGUCCGAGAGGAGGACGAAACGCUGGAAGAGCCCACUGCGGGCCAAGGACUUUGACAGAGUCCUGAGGUUUGUGAGCAGCGCCACGGACGCGGCCUGGAGGAGAGAGAGCCCCAGGAGCGGGGCGCCCUCGCCGGGCGAGGCGAGCCAGCGGCUGCAGGUGCACAGCAGGCUGCACGACGCCUACUCCCGCCGCGUGUCUGCCAACGCCGAGCGUGAGUGGAGGAGGUGCGCAGGCGCGCACGCAGGCUCGGGGUGCGGCUCCGCUGGGGCUCCGAGCCACCAGGUGGACGUGGACACGGCCGUCUUUCCUCUGGAAGCCUCAGGCCCCUGGGCGGCUGAAAGUGCCCGUCCUUGCGCUGGCAGCGCCUCAUCGAGUCCGGUUGUCCAGGACUCGGAUGAACGCCAAGCUGGCGGCCAGUUUACAUUCGAACCUGAGCAGCCGCUCACCCCCCCAAGGCCUACCACACCCAAGCCCCCUAGCCCUCAGAGCCCAGGCGCAGGAAAUGCCACGUGUCCCAGCAGUCUCAGUGCGCUGUCCCUGAGUUCAGUGGACAGUGAAGAAAGGGCAGAGGGGCCUGUGACCUCCCGGGAUUCUGUGCAAGCCGCAAGUGACAGAGGCAGUGAGGACAGCGCCAGCACCCACCCUCAGCUGAGCCCCCACCUGGCGUCGGGUCCAGAAGAAAGGAAGGAGGAGGUUGUGACAGAGGAAUCCUGGAGGCGGGGCUCAUCCCGGGAUGAAGAAAGGACAGAAUCACAGAGGAUCACCAGGAGGAAAUGGGGUUCUGGGAGAAGAUCCAGGCCCCGACCACUCUCUGACUAUGGCCAGCUGGCCAACCGGAGUCUGUCUAUUCCUGAAGACUCAAUUGCUGUAGACCCCCAGAAAGAAGACACUGUGGAGGGAGACCACCAGCCAAACACGGCCUCCACGGACCCUGCAGACCAGAACCCUGCUGUGGGCUGCCCCAAAGGAAGCUGGAGAAGACGCCCCAUCUCUGUGAUAGGCGGGGUCAGCUUCUAUGGGAACAGCCCAACAGAGGAAAUAGAGAGCCUUCUAACCCAACCGGCAGCCAGGCCUCCUGUGCCCGCUCACCAGGUGCUGCCCUACAAGGCGGUUUCGGCCCGCUUCCGGCCCUUCACCUUCUCCCAGAGCACCCCCAUUGGGCUGGACCGCGUGGGACGCCGGCGGCAGAUGCGAGCAUCCAAUGUUUCUUCAGAUGGAGGCACUGAGUCUGCUGCCUUAGUGGAUGACAACGGCAGUGAGGAGGACUAUAGCUAUGAAGACCUCUGUCAGGCCAACCCCAGAUACCUACAGCCAGGCGGGGAGCAGCUGGCCAUCAACGAGCUGAUCAGCGAUGGCAGUGUGGUCUGCGCGGAAGCCCUAUGGGACCACGUGACCAUGGACGACCAGGAGCUGGGCUUCAAGGCAGGAGAUGUCAUCCAGGUUCUGGAAGCCUCUAACAAGGACUGGUGGUGGGGCCGGAAUGAGGACAAGGAAGCCUGGUUUCCCGCAAGCUUUGUCAGAUUGCGUGUCAAUCAGGAAGAGCCGUCGGAGAAUUCCAGCAGCACCCAGGGCGAGGAGCUGGAGGAGGAUGCCGGCAAGAACCGCCACAAACACUCGGAGAGCAAGCACCAGAUGAGGACCAAUGUCAUCCAGGAGAUCAUGAACACGGAGCGGGUGUACAUCAAGCACCUCAAGGACAUCUGUGAGGGCUAUAUUCGACAGUGUCGCAAGCACACGGGAAUGUUCACUGUUGCACAACUAGCCACCAUUUUUGGAAACAUUGAGGAUAUUUACAAAUUCCAAAGAAAGUUCCUGAAAGACCUUGAGAAACAGUACAAUAAAGAGGAACCUCAUUUAAGUGAAAUAGGAUCCUGCUUUCUUCAACACCAAGAGGGCUUUGCCAUCUAUUCCGAGUACUGUAACAACCAUCCGGGCGCCUGUGCGGAGCUGUCCAACCUGAUGAAGCAGGGCAGGUACAGACACUUCUUUGAAGCCUGCCGCCUGCUCCAACAGAUGAUUGACAUCGCCAUCGACGGGUUCCUGCUGACGCCGGUGCAGAAGAUCUGCAAGUACCCUCUGCAGCUGGCCGAGCUGCUCAAGUACACCACGCAGGAGCACAGUGAUUACAGCAACAUAAAGGCAGCCUAUGAAGCCAUGAAGAACGUAGCCUGUCUGAUCAACGAGCGCAAGCGCAGGCUGGAAAGCAUCGACAAGAUAGCGCGGUGGCAGGUGUCCAUUGUAGGCUGGGAGGGGCUGGAUAUCCUAGACCGAAGUUCCGAACUGAUCCAUUCUGGGGAACUGACCAGAAUCACCAAGCACGGCAAGAGCCAGCAGCGGACGUUCUUCCUGUUUGACCACCAGCUGGUGUCGUGCAAGAAGGACCUGCUGCGUAGGGACGUGCUCUACUACCGAGGCCGCACGGACAUGGAUGGGGUGGAGCUUGUGGACCUGGAGGACGGCCGGGACAAGGACUGGAACCUCAACGUGAGGAACGCGUUCAAGCUCGUCAGCAAAACCACCGACGAAGUUCAUCUGUUCUGUGCCAAAAAGCAAGAGGACAAGGCGCGGUGGCUGCAGGCCUGUGGGGAUGAAAGGCGGCGCGUGCAGGAGGACCGCGAGAUGGGAAUGGAAAUUUCAGAAAAUCAAAAGAAACUCGCCAUGUUAAAUGCUCAAAAGGCGGGACAUGGAAAGUCAAAAGGCUACAGCGGAUGCCCCGUGGCCCCGCCGCACCAGAGCUUGCACCCCCUCCACCAGCGCCACGUCACCGUGCCCACCAGCGUCCCCCAGCAGCAGGUGUUUGCCCUGGCAGAACCCAAGAGGAAGCCGUCUCUCUUCUGGCACACAUUCAACAAACUCACUCCUUUCAAGAAAUGAAAAUGGGAGGCCACACUUUUGUCCAGGUGUCUGUAAGGAGGAGAACCAUUUCUGUUUCUCAUGUGCUGAACCCAGUACUGAAAACUUCUUUUGGGGAUCGAUGAAGAAUAGGAGGUCUUGGAUGCGACCCAGUGCCUCUGAAGACCCAGCUCCUCCUUGGGAGACGGAGGUCAUGACGCAUGGCCCUGAUGUCCGCGAGACCCCUCUGUGACCUGUGCCAAGAUGGCUGGGCCGCGGCAAGGUGACCUGCUGUGCGGUGAAGCCGAGCAGUGACCCCAGGGGGCAUCGCUGAUAACAGGCACGCUCUGCUGCCGUUCCUGAGGAGGGACUUCAUUACAGUGCCACUUUGCAUGUGGAUUCGAAGGGGACAGUUGUGAUGGGGCUGGUACGGUUGUGUCGCGCCAGCAUGGGCAAGCUGUUCCUGUCUUCCCCAGUAUUAGGGGAGUUAGCGCUGCAGUGCAGAUGGCCCUGGUGGCCCUCCGGUGUUGUCUGACUUGUCACCAAGUGGUAGUGCAGGCUUCCUCUGGUGAGGUGCGUCCCCUACAGGCUGGAGGGAGAAGCACGAUGAAGCCCUCCCGUGGCACACCGUCGGGACUUCAGCAGCCUGAAGAUGAGGCUGCUUUCCAGGGAGAAAGCGCAGAAUCCUACCACGGGGUGGAUUUGUCCUUCUCGAGUCAGGUCCCUUCCCGCCAGUGUGUGUGCAGCAUGUGACUCCCAGGCAGAAAUCACACCUACUUGCACGUAGAGACCUAAGGAACGAAUCAGACCUACCCAUUUGCAGUAUAAAAACCCAUUUACUGUAAUUUCCUGAGAAACGAAAUACGCACAUGCAGCCGUGGAAAGGCACUCUCAGAGCAGCAGUGUGCUCUCCCCAUCCGUUGUUCUGGCGUCCCCACCGGUUAGGUUACAGUGACCUGAACAUUCCACCGAGAAAACCUGUGGUUCAGAGCAGCCCACCUUCCUCAGGAUUCGAAGCCGACUUUGUUGCAUAAAGCCCAAACAGCAGUGCUAACCGCGCCCUUACUAACCUGUCAGGAGGGUUCUGAAGAUUCAUUCUUUAUUAAGAGACCUUAACAAAAACACAGCUAGACUCAGACGUGGCAGUCUUUUCUAACGAGGGCCAUGUGAGCUGAUUCCUGGCAUUAGUGAUCUCCUUGUCUUUGUCUAUAUAUUGAUGCAAAUAACUUUUAAAUAUGUCUGGAGAAGACAAGUUCUGCAAGGGAGAGGCCAUUUAAAUGUACUUGGUGCACUGGACGGGGGGUAUUGUGGUCCACACUUUGGUUUUCUGUGUGAGAAUCCCCUUUUCGUAGGCUCCUCUCAGAAAGUCCUGUUUUCCAUUAGGCCCGUGCUGGAGAAUAAACAAACCUGUAACGUCCUAGACAGAGGUGGAACCUGUGCCUCCAAGUGUCUGGUCCCUCCUUCCCCCUCCCAGCCUCCCCCCUACCCAGGGCCGGUCCCGAAGGAGGUGACAUCGCGCAUCAAGAAGACAUAAUCCUGGACGUCUGAGUGGGCCUUGGAGCAUUAUCUGGAAAUGUUGUCCGGUCUGCCACGGUGAUGUGCUCACUUGUACUUAGGAUUGCUGCAAGGUCGGGCUGCCUUGGGGUCAACAACCGAGUGUACGAGCGUAUGCGUGUGUGUGUGUGUGUGUGUGUGUGUGUAGACACACAUGUUGUUUCUUUUUUGGAUAGACCUCUCGAUUUUAGUUGCAUUUAUAAAACUGACCUUUUUUACUAAGAAAAUGUAAUGAUCUAUUUUGAAAACUACACUUAAAAUGCUUUUUGUGGACCCCUCAGCAGUAACUAUAGGGGUCUCUGUGCUAAACGGAGUUGUUUGUAUACACAAUUUUGAAUAGUUUUUUUUUUAAUAUAAGAAAAUUAGGGAAGAAAAGAGAACUAUUUGCUUGUGUUACAUUUUCAGUGAGGAUUCAGUUCAAGUAAAGAACCACUUAAUGGGCUUCCAUUUACUAAUGUUUCUUAAUGCGCAGUGAAGUGCUUUAAGUGCCGUGACCGGUCCUGCUGUAUUUCCCAUCCAAGCCCUAACUUUGGCUUGCCGCCUGCCCCUCCAUGGACUCUCCAGAAACAGCAGGAAGCUCGGGUACCAGCACCGGCACUGCCCCCGAGAGCUCGGUGCGGUGUGAGCGGUCAGUCCAUCAAAUACCCUUCCUGAGUAGAUCCUGCUUGGCCUUCUCUGGUGAUUUUGAAAAACGAGAAAAAUUUUUGAAAAGGUAGAAUGCCUUUCACUUCUUUUAAAUCUAUUUAUCUAGCUUGAGUUUUAUUACCAAACGUGUGAGCUCAAUAAAGAACAGGUGGCUCAAGUAUUCUAAUUUUAGGUUUGCCCCACUUUCCUUCUUGACGUGAGUCCUGUGUUCCACUUGGAAAGAACACAAGAGAAAUAAACCAAGAGCCCCCAAAUGGAUUUUGUAUGGAUUUCGUUGGGAAUCUUGCUUUCUCCCUCUUUGUCUCAUUUUAACCCCACAUUGCCUAAUAUGAAUGCCCCCACAACACACACUCUCUCUCUCUCACAAAGAGAGCAAGACACUGUGACAAAUCUCACCUAAUUUAUUAUCUAUGUUUCAGAAUCUGUUGGAAGACAGUUGAAUUGGCCUUGGCCUUGGGUCAAAAGCAACCCUCUCGAUUUUCAUCAUACCUUAAAGGCACAACCACCUUGCAGUAAAUCGUAAACAGUCAUAAAAUGGAAUAUUUGUAAAAUCUUAGAGAAAUCGCUUUCUUCAUCUUUGGCCUGCAAGUAAGCAAAAGACGGGCAGCAAUGUGCCAGAGCUUUCCUGGGGUCCCUUCUUCCUAGUUUUAUUUUCAGUAGAUCUCCCCUUUUCCCCUGGUAGAUCUGAUUUUGUCGUUGAAAAUGUUUCACCCCCAUCUCCAUGCUAUUUCUGAAUAUUGUUGUGCCUUUUUAUACCUAAUCCAGACGAAGACCGGCUCCAUGCCUGUUCAGAAAAUCCCCUCAAUCCUACAUCGCUGUUGUCUAGACACAAAGCAGAAAUGCAUUUAAUUCAAACUUUGUUUCACAAUAGAAAUCUUUUGCAAAAGCCAUGAUCCAGCAUUUAUCUGCUGGAAAACUCUCCAUGCCCAAAUUGCUGAUAUUUCUCAGUACACAUCAACUUAGUUAUGUAGCCAGAAUAGAACAGCUGGAUUCCUUGGAGUUAAGGAGAAAAUUGCUGUCUUGUUAUUUUAUGGAAGAGGGGAGAUGCAGCUCUGUCCCUCAUAGGACAGCACUAACAAGUGUGGAUACACGUCCUUCCGAUGGCUGACAGGCCAGGGACGCUGGACACAAAUCGGCUGGGUCAAGCUGCCCAAAAACGUUGGUCCCUAGAAGCUUAACCUACACAUGUUCUCAUUAAAAUUCCACUUGGCUCAUGCUGUUAUUCUCAGGAUGCAUGCAGUGAAAGUAGAGAUCAAACGGUUUUGAGAAGAAUUAAGUAGCAACUAUCCGAUUUUAGAAGGAAAAGCCCAGAAGCUUACAUAAUUUGAUGCAAAUGUUUUUAGCUACAACACACUUAACAUUAUCGUCCUUAGUCAUCUCCUAGGCAUUGACGUUUGUAUUUAGAAAAUACUGCCCUUUAACGGUUCUGUAAUUUAAUAAUUGGUCUUUUCUGUAAAUAUUAGCAUCGGUUGUGUUUGAUUUACCUAUUUUGCAGGCUUUUAGUAACCUUUUCCUUGAAUUUAACGCAACAUCGAGACAAUGUUAAGUCACGUGACAGCUUCCAAACUGAUGAAUUCGCUGUUGACAGCUGAAGUAUGUUGUACAAGACUGCUAUAACUUCACAUGUGUUUCUGUUGAAUGAAGUUUUUGUAAAAAAAAAA
Messenger RNA from Ailuropoda melanoleuca (giant panda), 8658 nucleotides. RefSeq names its product spermatogenesis associated 13 (gene SPATA13). The record is from RefSeq and is a predicted model, not a curated record. Gene Ontology annotation, molecular function: protein binding; guanyl-nucleotide exchange factor activity. The transcript has 15 exons. NCBI's taxonomy places the organism in Eukaryota, Metazoa, Chordata, Mammalia, Carnivora, Ursidae. Bases 746 to 4840 code for a protein of 1364 amino acids.